UACUUUCAGGAGAACAAGACGUGUUCGUUUGACAGUUCGCUCUGUUUCGCUGGUGAAAACAAAGAAAAACCCAGAGAGUUUGUCAAUUAGGUCGUGGCUUAUCAGUGCCGAAAACUCACCAUAUUUUCGCGCGAAAAAUAAACCAAUUCGCUGUGUUCUGCUGUGCAUUUCCACCCAAAAAGUUCGCACACAUCUCAACUUCUGCACGAUGGAUAGCACAGAAGUGGUUCCGACUGUGGAGACUGAUAAUAGGAAACCUUAUAAGGUGAAGGACGUCACGCGGAAUAUCAAGAAGGCAGUGGUGGCGGCCACUCUUGAGGAAGUGAAGAUAAAGGCGGCGGAGAAGUUCGACAAGACGGAAGUUCAGCCGACCAUUCAUUUGGAUUCGGACGGCACGGAAAUUGACGAUGAGGAGUACUUCCAGACGCUGGAGCCCAACGCCGAACUGAUUGCUGUCUUCCCAGGCGAGCAGUGGAUGGACCCCACGCACUACGUCACGAUAACGACGCGUCGCGACUCGGCUGACAGCACGGAUUGUGCAGACGUGGAGCGCGUGCACCUGAAGAAGCUCGUGGGGCAGCUGAGGAACAAUCUGUGCAGUGUGUCUGUGCUGAGCGAGCCCGACCUGGAGCUGCUGUCCAACAUGGAUCCCAACUCCCUGGCCGACAUCACCGGCAAGGACUUCAUCGAGCAGCUGAAAGAGGCAUCAGGCAGACUCCUGCAUGAAAAGCGACAGGCUUUUGACGCAAUUGAGCUGCUAAGGAUCCUGGCGAAGGAGCGCGGCAUCACGCUGGAAGUUCACCACGACAUCAGUGAUGCCCUCGGCGUGCGCAGCGGACCAUCCCUCGAUAGUGCCACGGGGGAUGAGCCGCAACCCAGCACCGACUCACCAUCUGCAACUUGAUACCACUGCACGAUAGACAGCCCCCUGAGGCACCCCUUUAGGACCCACACCACUGACGAUUGCAGUUGAACGCAGAAUUAAGCAUACAAAGGGAGCAAUUCUCAGUCUCAUUGUGUGAUGUGUCAGAAGUUGCCUAAGCACAAUUUUAUGGUAAUCUAGGUCAACAUUACUUUCUAAGUUACAUUCCUAGUGAGAGUUAGAAGUAUGUUAAAAAGCAAUGCGAAACCGGAAAACGAAUUCCCAAAUUUUACAUUUUUACGUCGAUUAUCUAUGAAUUCUUUUUGUGUAAAAUGACGCUAAUAAUAUGUCACUUAGAAUACCGAAGGUGUGUCAUCUCCUUAACAUGUGCAAAAGAAUCAGUAGCAUGUUUUAACUGUCAAACAUCACACAAUGUGACUCAUAAGUGGUCCCAAAGUCCCAAUAGCAGACUUUAAAGUGAGAGGAUUAUUUGCGAUGUAGGUGUUAACUAAUAAUGUAGGACAUACAAGGAGACACAGAAAAAUAUUGCAUGAAUAUCCUAUUAAUGUGAACACAUUAGCCAAUGGUACUGUUACACAGAAAUAUAUUGAACAUUAAUGCAUCCGUUGAUGUUAGUUGGACGCGGAGAGGCGAAUAGAUAGUCGUGGGUGUUAAAGUGUUAGGAUUAAGGGAGUGUAUUUGGCGAUUAUAUACAAGGAAGAGUGACGAUAACAAGCUUAUGAUUGUAAAACUCGACGAGAUAACGAGAUAUUCAAUGAUAACAGACACAAUUUUCGCAUCAUAAGUAGAUUACAGCGCAUUCAUCGCUGAGUAGCUCUUUGAAAAUCAAUGAAUAAUUAUAAAAUAUAUACCACUGUUCCAGCACUGAUUUUGACAUAGAGUUUAUGGUCUGAAAUAGUCCUUUUAUUGAUUAUGCUUAAUUGACAACCAUUUAGCAGUGUUAAUUUUACACUCUCUUAUGACAAUUCGACCAACAAGCGAAUUCAAGUCGGAAGGAAACAGAAAUACACAACGUGGCAAAAUUCGAAAACCCUGAACUGCAUUUCUCGACGAUAAACCUCCCCAAGACUGAUAGAUUUACCCUCGUGAGACGAAAUCGUACUUAGUUCAUCCAAUUGUACUCGUAAGUUAACAUGAUAGAAAUGGAAUUGGAAGAAAUUUUAGCUAAAUGAGAAAAUUUACGUUCUCCCGAGAAAAAAAAAGAUGAA
Molecule: messenger RNA, 2091 nt
Organism: Phlebotomus argentipes
Lineage: Eukaryota; Metazoa; Arthropoda; Insecta; Diptera; Psychodidae
Gene: Drep1
Product: DNA fragmentation factor subunit alpha
Exons: 4
Coding region: 209-904 (231 amino acids)
Biological process (GO): apoptotic process; regulation of apoptotic process
Source: RefSeq, a predicted model, not a curated record